This is a messenger RNA of Callorhinchus milii (elephant shark), 3588 nucleotides long. It is a transcript of the gene bysl, whose product is annotated as bystin-like. The record is from RefSeq and is a predicted model, not a curated record. Gene Ontology annotation, biological process: rRNA processing. Gene Ontology annotation, cellular component: cytoplasm; preribosome, small subunit precursor; nucleolus. Gene Ontology annotation, molecular function: snoRNA binding. NCBI's taxonomy places the organism in Eukaryota, Metazoa, Chordata, Chondrichthyes, Chimaeriformes, Callorhinchidae.
GUGAGGGUCUGUGUGUGGGGUCUGUGUGUGGGUGUGUGUGAGGGUCUGUGUCCCCGAACCCAUCGGCCUCUGUUCACAGACAGGAAAGACCCGGGAAAUGCCUAAGGUUAAGGCUAAAGGCGGCGGUGGGGGGUGUGGGGGGCGCGGGGGGGGCAGUAACCUGCCUCUGGCUGAUCAGAUCCUCCAGGGGGUCUCCGUCAGACCCACCACCCGGGUCAAGAGGCGAGCCCGGCGGCAGGAGGAGGAGGAGGAGGAGGACUAUGUGGACGAGAGGCUGUCCAGGAAGAUCCUGGAGCAGGCCCGGGCCCAGCAGGAGGAGCUGGAGCGGGAGCUCGGGGUCGGGAGGGGGUCCGACUGCCAACGGCCCAAAGCCACCACUCUGGGCCGAGGCUCCGAGGGGAAGGAGUCGGACUCGGAUUCCGACGAGGAGUGGCCCACCCUGGACGAGGCCGCCUCCAUGGCCAAGGGCAAGUACUGCGAGCAGGUCCCGGUCAACCCGGAGGACGAAAAGGCCAUCGACACGUUCAUGAACAAAGACGCGCCCCUGAGGCGUACGCUGGCUGACAUCAUCAUGGAGAAGAUAACAGAGAAGCAGACGGAGGUGCAGACGGUCAUGUCCGAGAUAUCUGGCCGGCCCAUGCCUCAGCUCGACCCCCGGGUCCUGGAGGUGUACAAAGGCGUGCGUGAGGUGUUGUCCAAGUACAGAAGUGGUAAACUUCCCAAAGCCUUUAAGAUUAUCCCGGCUCUGUCAAACUGGGAGCAGAUACUGUACAUCACUGAACCGGAGACCUGGACGGCGGCAGCCAUGUACCAGGCGACGAGGAUAUUUUCUUCCAACCUGAAGGAAAAAAUGGCGCAGAGGUUCUACAACCUGGUGCUUCUGCCUCGAAUAAGAGACGACAUCAUUGAGUACAAACGCCUCAACUUCCACCUGUACAUGGCUUUGAAGAAGGCACUUUUCAAGCCCGGAGGCUGGUUUAAAGGUAUUCUGAUCCCCUUGUGUGAAUCGGGGACGUGCACACAGGAGGCGAUCAUUAUCGGCAGCAUUUUGACUAAGUGCUCCAUCCCGGUUCUGCACACAAGCGCUGCCAUGCUGAAGAUUGCGGAAAUGGAGUACAACGGGGCGAACAGCAUCUUCCUCCGGCUGAUGAUCGACAAGAAGUACGCCCUGCCUUUCCGCGUGAUCGACGCCUUGGUUUUCCACUUCCUGCGGUUUCGGACGGACAGGCGCGUCCUGCCGGUGCUGUGGCACCAGAGCCUCCUCACCUUCGCCCAGCGCUACAAGGAGGACCUGUCCUCCGAGCAGAAGGAGGCUCUGAUGGGGCUGAUCAAGACCCACUCGCACCCGCCCAUUUCCGGCGAGAUCCGGAGAGAGCUGGUCAACUCCAAGUCGCGGGACGUGGAAGUGGGGAUGGCGAUGGAGUAGCCCCCCCUCACCCCCCACCCCCGGUCCUAACUCCCCGUGUCUCGCACAGCAAGGAUAACCUGGGUCAGAGUGUGAGUGGUGCUACGGAAACAAACUCGGGUUCCGCGAUACAAUUUAUUGUUGGCCUUUGUUAGCUCUGAAGCACCCGUGGUCUAGCUGAGUAAUUACUCGCCAAAGACUGUCUCGCUGCCUUCUCCCAUUUUUAUUCCCUCCCUCUCCUGAAGGUACUAACACUGGCUUAUGCUGCCGCUGGCGUCUUAACAGGAGCCCCACCAAUACAUCGGCCAACAUUGAGUGUAGGUGGGACCGGGGAAUCACGGAAACGGGGCUAACAUCUGCGAUAGGUCCUGGCCACGAUCCGUGGGAGUGUGUAACCUGGGUUUGGAGUGGGACGGACCUGUUGCUGACCCUUUCUGUGUCCGUAGCCGAGAUUAACUAAAACAUCGGACGUGAGUCAAAUCUGCGGACUUCCUAGGCUGUGACUCAGCAGUGCAAAGAGUCAGCAAGGACUGCAACCCCUUUGCCUUUUAUUUAAUGGUGGAAACUGUGGGAACGACCCCUUUUUGUGCAUAAAAUUACCAUCGUUUAAUAUUAAUUUUCAAAGCUAUAGGUGGUCAGGACAAAAGGUUUAUCCCUCCCUUCACCACCUCCAUUCAGUAAAGAAAAUGGUAAUCAAAGUAGGUGAGGAACAGUGAGAGACCCAGCGUUGCAAAGCUUGAGAGUGCGUGUGUGGUUUUGAAGAGAACGGUCUUGAGACAAUGCCAACAGUGAUAUUAAAAGGUGGAAUAUGUUGCUCGAGUUUACAUAAACCCAUCGAAAAUAAUAAAACAAAAUGUACGCAAAUGCGGUCAUUGAAAUGGAUCCAGCCGUUCGUUACACUGCAGGAGAAAUGUUUGAACAGCAGUUAAUUAAAUCGAUAUGUUGACUGGCCGCAAAGAAGGUUUCAUCCCAUUGUCUGGUUCCGCGCUAAUUGGAACAGCUCUUGUGUACUUAGCUGUAAGAGGCAAUGUCGGGCCAAUCAUCAUUCUCGCCAACAAAUGCACAAUUCACAGGAGAAGCUCUGUGAGGCGCUUCGAGACAUCUCGACGACGUGAUAAGGCGCUGUAUCAAAGGCAAGGAUCGUUAUUCAUAGUUGGAACAUGAAUUCGGGGGAUUUUCAGCAGGAUUAGUGAUUUCUCCUGUCUCGCGUUUGCCUUUGUGACAACAGGGCUGCUCUCAAAACACCGUGCUUCAGAUGCGAGCUUCUAAACCGGUGUAUGGGAAGACUUACAAUUUCCAGCUAACAAAAUGUUGGCUUUCUACCAGAUGCAAUUAGGAUCUCCCUCUCUCUCUCUCUCAUUAGUUAGUUCUUUGCAUUGAAUACACUGGAAAACCCAGCUGCGUAGUCUCUGCCCUUCAUUGGCUUGUGACUUGACUUAAAAGCGUUUCAAGACAAAAAAUUGGGGAAGGGGGGGAUUUCUUUUAGUUUUGCGAUGACAAAAGUAGGCACAGCAUCGUACAAUGGCAGAAAGCAGCCAAGCUAUUGCUAUCGUACAAUGCACGUUGGCAACUUACCAAUUGUAAAAUCCACCAGUGAUAGCUAACUGGUGUGAUGUGAAACAUUAGCUCGAAGGUGAGGGAGAUCGUAACAUUUUAACGUGGCUUUUCUAAUCGUUUAUGGACUGUAAGAAAUACUAUCCAGCUAUGUUGUGUGAAGCGCUUUGAGAGGUCUCAACGAGGCGAUAAGGGGUUAUAUCAACUGCAAAGAUUAAUAAUAUACUUAUGCUACUUUGCCCUCUUGAUGGAGAAUUGUGCGCUGACGUACAUUUUGGAGCUCGCAACAAAAAUCACCGCUAGCUAGCCAGUGAGUUGACUUCUACUAGAUUCAUCAUAUUAAAAGAAUUGAUCCAGUAAUUUUCUUUGUAGAUACUGCAUUUGACUUAAGUGAGGUCUUGGCACCGAUUUUUACUGUUGCCAUUGGACCAGUAGAUGGCAAUCUUCCUCUGCAUUACAUCGCUUCACUUGGACAAAAUUAUCAUUCGUGUUCAGUUAAGACAUCCUUUGUUUUGCUUUAAAAAUGUUUAAUGCACAGCUUUACAAAGUUCCCUUCUCCAUAUUGUAUCCCCUUGUGCUGCUAUAGAUGGCAUUUCUCGCAUCUCAGGAUAAACGGACAAAAGAAAGUA